Tachyglossus aculeatus (Australian echidna) is the source of this 1594-nucleotide messenger RNA. RefSeq names its product N-alpha-acetyltransferase 80, NatH catalytic subunit (gene NAA80). Lineage: Eukaryota; Metazoa; Chordata; Mammalia; Monotremata; Tachyglossidae. Gene Ontology annotation, biological process: protein acetylation. The transcript is spliced from 2 exons. The coding region runs from base 262 to 1101 and encodes 279 amino acids. The record is from RefSeq and is a predicted model, not a curated record. Gene Ontology annotation, cellular component: cytoplasm. Gene Ontology annotation, molecular function: acetyl-CoA binding; N-acetyltransferase activity.
AGGAGAGAAAAAACCGUUGCUGCUUCCUCCCUCCUACCAGAACCUGAGCUGGUGCAAAGGAGAAGCAGGAGGAGGUUGCAGGGUCUUGGCCAAAGGCUCCCACAGGGCAGCUGGGUGGGCCUGGCGAGCACGGUGGAGGCAGAAGCUACGGCCUGGACAGGCCUCCGGUCCAUCUGUCGGGAGCCCUGGGCUGAGCCAGGACUAGGUUGGCACCGGGGCCCAAGCUGCCUGUGACGGGCAGCUGUCCCUACCGGAGAGAAGAUGGGCUCGGCCCCCGAGGGGCUGACCCUGGAGCCGCUCCACAGGCACCCGGACCUGCUGGACGCCUGCGUAGACCUCAUCAAUGAGGAGUGGCCGCGCAGCCGGGCCUCCCGCCAGCACACCCUGCGCCAGUCUUCGGACACCUUCCCCCUGUCCCUGGGGCUGCUGCAGGCUCCCUUGGCCCCCGGAGCCCCCGUUCGCCUCCUGGGUCACGCCCGCCUCUCCCGGGUCACGGGCCAGCCCCACAGCCUCUUUCUGGAGACGGUGGUUGUGUCCCGGGCCUGGCGGGGCCAGGGUUAUGGCCGCCGGCUCCUGGAGGCCACAGAGGGUUAUGCCCGGGCCCGUGGCUUCCGCCAGCUGCACCUCAUUACCCGCAACAAGCAGCACUUCUAUGCUCACCUGGGUUACGUCCUGAGCGAGCCAGUGCGAAGUGUGGCUUUCUGCAGCACUGCCCUACCCGCUGCCUUCCUCCAGGCCACCUCCGGCCCAACCUCCCUCCCCAGAGAUCCUCCUCAGGGGCCUAGUGGUCUGAGGCCUGGCCCCCCAAGCCUUCCCAGUGCGAAGGAGGGGCUCGGUCUCACCCCCACAUCACUUCCCGCAGCCCCUCCUCCGCCUCCUCCCCCUCCUCCUCCUGCCCUCCCCCGAUCUUCUACUCCUUCCUACGCCAUACAGGUUCCUCCUAUACCCCCACCAUUGCCCCCAGAUCUCCCUACUGAUUGCUUCCGACCUUCAGUUCUCUCCCAUCAUGGGCCCGUGUCCUGUAUGGGACAGACCCUCUGGAAGACCCCAUACCGGGACCUGCGGGGCCGCCCCAUCUUCUGGAUGAAGAAGGAUAUCUGAUGGCUGCGGGGGCUCGGGAGGAGGGCUUACAGCUGUCUGCCUUCACCCCUUGGGCUGGGCAGUUACAGGGUCUUGUUGUUGGGGGCCCUGGGGGAGGCCCCGAAAGAGCCCAGGUGGUGCCAGCUUCGUGGAGUACUCUGCCCCCGGGCAGAGGGAAGCAAAGGCCAAGGAGCCCAUGACUUGGGCAGGGCCCUCUGAGGAGCUAGCGGUCUGACCCUUCCGGGAUCCACGAGUGGCCAUCGCCGAGAGCUGGAGAGACCCAAAUUGGAAUCUUGGACCCCCCAGCCUCCGUCUCCCUAGCUGCCCUUGGGAGAGAAUCUGCGCAGCCCCAGCCACUCCCUGGUGGUCCCAAGCUACCCUGCAGCUGCCUGGGAAUCGAGGCGACUGGGAGACGGGAACCAAGUCCUUUCCCCCACGUGGCCCCUGAGUCGCUCUGUCUAGGGCCAUGCCAGCCCACAGUGUUGAAUGUGAAUAGCUGGAAUAAACCUGGUCC